Messenger RNA from Anisakis simplex (herring worm), 144 nucleotides. NCBI's taxonomy places the organism in Eukaryota, Metazoa, Nematoda, Chromadorea, Rhabditida, Anisakidae. The record is from the annotation of a GenBank genome assembly.
UUAGUGCCUUUCGCGUUACAUCUGACAAUGGUGAUCGCUGUAGCGGCGUACGUUAUUGCUGGCGCACUCACGAUACGAUAUAUUGAAGCGCAACUGGCCGAUGAAAACUCUACGGUACUGAUUCGUACUCAGGUUUUAUCGUAA